Messenger RNA from Pollicipes pollicipes, 886 nucleotides. RefSeq lists its product as uncharacterized. The transcript is spliced from 2 exons. Lineage: Eukaryota; Metazoa; Arthropoda; Thecostraca; Pollicipedomorpha; Pollicipedidae. The coding region runs from base 77 to 454 and encodes 125 amino acids. The record is from RefSeq and is a predicted model, not a curated record.
GGAGUGACAGCAGUGCAAGGAGCGACCGCACAGCGCUGGACAUUGGCACGGCGUUUGUUCACGCUUUACAGUCAAGAUGGGGCCUCUGCUGAUGGCGGUAGUCGGGGCGCUGCUGUUGCACGGCGGCGCGCUCGCCCGACCGCAGACUGAGAACGACGUGAUCCUCAACUCCCAGCCCGGCGACACCAGCACCAUUCCCGCGGACGAGACCCAGUUCAUCAACGACCUGCUGGGCGACACGUCGCCGCCAAAGGAGGUGGUGCGCUGCGAGAGCGGCCAGCACGUCUGCACGCCCCACUUCCGCUGCGACGAGGCGAACAUCAUCACCGAUGGACUCGGCCAGUUCGACCUACGCAUCAACAAGCCUCAGGUCGAGGACGAAUUUGACUUCUUCAUGCACUCGGAGUGCCCGCGAUUCGGCGAUGUCUGCUGCACGCGACCGAAGAGAGCCUGAGCGUCUCCAAGCCUUACGUGCCGCAGUGCGGCCGCCGAAACCAGCUCGCCAUCGGCGCACGAAUCAUCGGCUUGAAAGACAAGACGCAGUUUGGCGAGAUUCCCCGGAUGGCGGUCGUGCUGCGCUUGGAGAAGGUGGGCGGCGAGGAGCGCGACUUCUUCGAGUGCGGCGGCUCGCUUAUUCACCCGCAGGUGGCGUUGACCGCCGCCGGAGAGCGAACGCUUCCGACACGUGGAUGUGAACAUGGCACAUUUCGUGGCGCAAGAUAAUCUUCGGCUGCGGCGCCCCAAUGACGACGCGGUGUUGCUUCUUCCUGGAGGAGCCCGUCGAGCUGCAGGAGCAUAUCGACACGUUCUGCCUGCCCAACCCGGAUGUCGUAUAUGACCAGGCCCAGUGCAUCGCUACCGUUUGGGGGAAGGAUGCCUUCGUGGC